CAAUGAAGAAGAGGAGGAAGUUCAGAAGACUCGACAGGCUGCGGUAGGGACCCGUUGAUUGGCAACGUAAAGUAAAAUUUUGACACGCCCCCCGUUAUGGACGCUUAUGUACCAACCAUAGUCUCUAUGUGAGAACGAAAGGACUUGAGGAUUCAAAGAUGAAGCUGAUGAAAGACACGGAUGAGGCCCUCACUACCUUGGGAUGGAUGCUGCUGCCCAACGUCGGAGGAAUGGCAGGCAAUUACAUAAUCUCUUCCAAGUGCGGCCGCUUCGAGAGGCUUCCAUCGCGUCCUGUAUUCCCGUCGGGUACUCUUCAGAUUGCCCUUUGGACCUCCUUCAACGUAGGUAUGGGGUACGCUGCCUUCCUUGUCUAUCGCGACGGCGGGGGUCUACAUGGAGCAGCCCGACUUCCGAUGGCAGCGUACGCAGCGAGUCUCUGUUUCAAUUGGGCCUGGCCUCCCCUCUUCUAUGACAAGCUUAAAUUUUCGGUGGCCCUGAUCGAUAUUACACUGCUGUCUGGCACGGUGGGACUCCUGGGUCAUAUGUACCGCCCAAUCAACGAUACGGCCUCCAAGAUCAUGAUCCCCUGCUUCCUUUGGAGUCUAUGGGUGACCAUGUACAACAUGCGGGUGUGGAGAUUCAUAGCCAAAACGCACAGAGAGUGAAACGGCAGAACCUAUGCGACUUGAACCCAGGCGAAAACAUCGGUUCUAACUCUA
Ornithodoros turicata is the source of this 719-nucleotide messenger RNA. RefSeq names its product translocator protein-like. Bases 159 to 665 code for a protein of 168 amino acids. Gene Ontology annotation, cellular component: mitochondrial outer membrane. Lineage: Eukaryota; Metazoa; Arthropoda; Arachnida; Ixodida; Argasidae. The transcript is spliced from 3 exons. The record is from RefSeq and is a predicted model, not a curated record.